Eimeria necatrix is the source of this 642-nucleotide messenger RNA. RefSeq lists its product as hypothetical. The record is from RefSeq and is a predicted model, not a curated record. The transcript has a single exon. The coding region runs from base 1 to 642 and encodes 213 amino acids. Lineage: Eukaryota; Apicomplexa; Conoidasida; Eucoccidiorida; Eimeriidae.
AUGCGCGAUUUCGGGGCCAGCGACGUUGUUCACAACGAGGCGAAUCCCGCGGUGUCCACCAAGGACCCCUUGGACGGCGUGGCCGCGCAAUAUGUUCGGAUUAAGAUGCAGCGACCCCACCCUCGGCUGGGGAAGUACGAGGAAAAGUACAGAUAUGCAAUAAAAGAAAUUAAUAUAUUUGCUGGCAAACUUGAGCCCGCGGUUGGGGACUGCCGCGAGGCCGCCAGCUCCGACGAUGCGCGAGACAAAUAUUUCAUAUAUUAUGUUUCUGGGUUUGAUGAGGACUUUGCGCGAAAAACGACGACACUGGGAGUAGACGUGAUUGCAAAGAGAAAAAGCCUUGAAGAAAUCUCCGGAAAACUCGAAGAACUCUUCGCCGAAAUGGACGACUGCCGAGAGGAGAAAAUUCAGCAGAGGCAGCGCAUCAAGGCCUUAAGAGCAACGGCUGGCCGUUUAAUGGCCAACUUCCAGCUAGUUGCAGGAAGGGCAAAAGCGUACUCCAUUAUGCAACUACUGCCAGGUAGGCAGUGCCACAAGGGAUCUUUUUCCUCAUCUCGCCACUCACUUUCCCGCAAUUUCUGCAGGCGACUCCGCAGAACACCCCGCAAUGGACUGUUACUGGGCGAAGUCGAAGAUCCCUGA